This is a messenger RNA of Anastrepha ludens (Mexican fruit fly), 1082 nucleotides long. RefSeq lists its product as uncharacterized. Lineage: Eukaryota; Metazoa; Arthropoda; Insecta; Diptera; Tephritidae. Bases 29 to 982 code for a protein of 317 amino acids. The record is from RefSeq and is a predicted model, not a curated record. The transcript is spliced from 2 exons.
UCCACUAGACCAUCAUACUUUUGCGAAGAUGAAACUUAUAUGCAUUGGCUUGAGCAUUCUUGCUUGCGUCUGCGCGCAAGCUCCUUCUGCAGAAUACCUCCCCCCAGGAGCAAAUUAUGGCGCUUCUGCAAGCAAUGUCAUCGAGAAUAAUUUCUUGGACAGUGAACCGUACAAUACUUUAGCUAACGACGGUUAUCGUUAUAGGACUGUACGACGUUUCCGAUUGCGACACCGCCGAGAUGUUAAUGAAUUGUCGAGUGGCUACUUGCCACCUCAAGCUUCCGCGCCCGAACCAGCAUAUUCUGUUUCAUCACCUUAUGACAACUCAGGAGCUUACUCUGUGCCAGCUCCAGUUUAUACCGCGCCAAGUACAGUUUAUGAUGCCAGCUACGAUGCUGCUGCGUCAGAACCAGCGCACAUCGUCGCUGCUGAUGGAUAUCGGUACAAAACUGUGAAACGUUAUCGUCUUCGCCAACGCCGUCGUCGCGAUGUUAGCGAACUUGCAAGUGGCUACCUACCUCCUCAAGCCUCAGCCCCUGAGCCAACAUAUUCGGCGCCAGUGUCUUACGAAAACUCAGGAGUUUACUCGGCACCAAAUCCAGUUUAUACAGCCCCAACUCCAGUUUAUGAUGCCAGCUACGAUUCUGCUGCGUCAGAGCCAGCACACAUCGUCGCCGCUGAUGGAUACCGAUACAAAACUGUGAAAAGGUACCGUCUUCGCCAACGCCGUCGUCGCGAUGUUAGCGAACUUGCAAGUGGCUACCUACCUCCUCAAGCCUCUGCCCCUGAGCCAACUUAUUCGGCACCAGCGUCUUACGAAAAUGUGGGUGCUUAUUCCGCCCCGUCAUCUGUUUACUCUGCUCCUGUCCAAAACAACGAUCUGAGCUAUGACGUUGCUGCCUCAGCACCAGCGCACAGUCUAGCAUCUGAUGGUUACCGCUACAGGACUAUAAAGCGAUAUCGUUAUCGCCAUCGUCAUUAAACAAUUUAAGGUUCUCAUCUGCGCAUGCCAAAAUAAUAUAAAAGAAAAGGCGAAUGAACUACAAAAUGUGAAUAAAUUCAUUAUACCAUAAACACGGUAU